UGUAAAAUCAGAACAGUACGCGGUAUAACUCCGCUCGUGCUGAACGUUUAUUGUAUAUUUAAUACGAAACAAAUAAAAGUAAAUUACGUUCUGUGUGAUUUAACGUUCAUAGAUUUGACCUUAGUGUUAAUAUCGAGUGUAAAAUAUACCUCUUUAUUUAUUUUAAAAUGAGAUUGAUUUUAAUCAUAGCCUUUUUGUGUGAAGGAUACGCUGAGAUUGUCAAUUUAGCUGGAGGGAAAAAUACGAACUACAAGUUUCCAGAAAAUUUCAUAUUUGGAGUAUCUACAGCUGCUGCCCAAAUAGAGGGCGCUUGGAAUGUAGACGGUAAAUCCGAAAGUAUUUGGGAUCAUUUGGUGCAUAAAAACCCCGAGUUCGUCAAAGAUGGAUCCAACGCGGACGUUGCAUCAGAUUCUUAUCAUUUAUAUAAGCGCGAUGCUGAAAUGGUGCACGAGCUCGGAGUUGAUACAUACCGAUUUUCUGUAUCGUGGCCCAGAAUACUUCCUACAGGAUUAACGAACGAAAUCAAUGAAUUAGGAAUUGCAUACUACAAUAAUCUUAUAAACGAAAUUCUGAAAUACAAUAUAACACCUAUGAUAACGAUAUAUCAUUGGGAUUUGCCGCAAAAGCUACAGGACAUCGGUGGAUGGUCAAACGCGCACAUUGUCGACUAUUACACGGAUUACGCUAAGAUAUUGUUUAAGAACUUUGGAGACAGAGUCAAGUACUGGAUAACUUUCAAUGAGCCGAUGCAGACUUGUCUAGAAGGCUAUGGAGGAACAUAUCGAGCGCCCGCAUUAAAUCGACAUGGUCACGCUGAAUACCUAUGCACUCAUAACUUACUUAAGGCACACGCUAAUGUCUAUCAUCUGUUUGACAAAGAAUAUAGAACAGUAAACAAAGGGAAAAUUGGUAUUGCACUAGAUUCUAACUGGGCUGAACCUAAGACAGAUACUCAAGAAGAUAGAGAUGCAGCAGAGCUAUAUUUGCAAACACAUGUCGGCUGGUACGCUCAUCCGAUUUAUUCAGCGGAGGGUAAUUAUCCUCCCGCAUUAAUAAAGCUUGUGGACAAAAAAAGCAAAGAACAAAACUUUACUCGUUCCCGUUUGCCUAAGUUCACAACAGAAGAGGUGGAAUACAUUAAAGGAACGGCUGAUUUCUUUGGUCUGAAUCAUUACACAACAUACCUGCUGACGAUGGCGGAUAAAGAAGUAGGUUCUAUACCAUCUCACCAGAACGAUGUCGGAAUCGUGAGGGUUCAAGAUCCGAAUUGGCCGUCAGAAUCAUCUUCAACUUGGCUCAAGGUCGUGCCUUACGGAUUCAGAAAACUUCUUCAAUGGAUAACGAAGACAUACAGCGGCUAUCCAAUUAUAAUUACCGAGAACGGCUACGCGGAUUUCAAUGGUCUCGAUGAUAAGACACGAGUGUCCUACUAUAGUCAUUAUCUGAACGCGUUGUUACACAGUAUUCACGAAGAUGGAAGCGUUGUUGAAGGGUACUUCGCGUGGAGUUUGAUGGACAACUUUGAAUGGGAUGACGGAUAUGUGUCCCGCUUCGGUCUGUAUCUGGUCGAUUUCGAAAGUCCCAACAAAACGAGAACGGCAAAGGAUUCGGCCAAGUUGUACUCCAAGGUGAUUGCGAGUCGACGCCUGCCCGAAGACUACAACCCCGACGACUUCUCCGCUUUCAACAGCGCCGGAUCUCAUUUCUGCUCGAUCUUCAUGCUGUUCCCACUAACAAUUCAUUGGCUAUUUCGGUAAACGGAUUCGAAACAAAUUA
This is a messenger RNA of Bombyx mandarina (wild silkworm), 1776 nucleotides long. RefSeq names its product myrosinase 1. Gene Ontology annotation, molecular function: beta-glucosidase activity. Lineage: Eukaryota; Metazoa; Arthropoda; Insecta; Lepidoptera; Bombycidae. The record is from RefSeq and is a predicted model, not a curated record. Gene Ontology annotation, biological process: carbohydrate metabolic process.